Molecule: messenger RNA, 2100 nt
Organism: Coniosporium apollinis CBS 100218
Lineage: Eukaryota; Fungi; Ascomycota; Dothideomycetes
Exons: 2
Coding region: 1-2100 (699 amino acids)
Source: RefSeq, a predicted model, not a curated record
AUGGGCCAGACCCCAUCACGAAGCUCGCCUGCUCCUGAAGCCAGACGCAGGAACCGCUCGUCAUGGCUGCCGCGCCCGCUCACCAGCACCAGCAGAUCUGCCACCGAGCCUUCACCUGAGCCUCAGUCUCUUGUCCGCUAUGACACACCAACCUUCAGCCCUGCCGCCGAAUUCUCAGCAGCUGCUCAAGAUGCAGGCACAACGAGCUCCUUCACAAACCUCACCCGGCGAAGCCGACUUUCUCUCAACCGAGCACGCACAACCCUCACCACCUCCAUACCAAAUCUCCUUACCCGCACUACAUCGAUCAGAUCGCGGCCGCGAACCGACACCAACGCUCCUUCUUCCCGGUUCUCCCUGAUGUCUAGGCCGCCACCGCGACAUUCCUCCAGCGACGGGCCAAGUUUCCACCUUCCUACCCUGCAGGUCCCCGAGCUUGACAUCAACUUCGAAGAUCCCACGCCCGAUCCUGAGCCUAUAAUACGUCCUAGUCCCCGGAGGGACCGCUCAUCGAGCAUCUUUCCCGAUCGGAUAUCCUCACGGCCGGACAGGGGGAUACGAAACAUGACGAGCUCACUGCGUCGACGGAGGUCUCCGAUCACACGUGGCGAGGAUCAAGCAGCAAUGCUGUCCCGCCUGCUGUCGGUUGCUGCAGCAGCGACCGCUGCUACUCUGAUGGGCGAGGAUCACCGGGCAGUAUCGGAAGCACGGAACGCGGCAGGGGACGAUGAAGAUGGAACAUUCGAUAGCUUUCUACAAGCCUUACAAAACGGCAGGAUAGCCUCAGCCUUACGGCAAAGUGGCAGUGAGGCUGAGGAUGAGCCAGAUGCACCCGAGGGCACGGCCGCUCCGCUCAACUUCUUCAGGAUGUUCAGAUUUGGAACUUCCAGCAACAACAGGCAAGACGGCACACCAGGAGGGCCCGACAGUCGUAGCGGUGGAGACGGCGGGCAGUCAGGACGGCAAGAUAGUGAAGGGGAGACCAACGAUGGGCGAAUGGUACCCAUCAUAAUAGUCGGCAUACGCUCCAUCACCCCGAGCAGCGGCAACAUUCAAGACGACACCAUACCACCGUUCCUGGACGCCCUUUCAAGCAUACCAACACCGUUCGCUUCCACGAAUGACACCACCAUCGAUGGUAUCCUACGACAACCGCAAAACGGGACGAGGUUCAGCCAUCGACGCAGAGCUUCGAUGGGAGGCCUCGGUACUUUCCCUUCAAACUACGACAGCCAACGCCACCAUCGGAGCCCCGACCGCCCUCGGCCUUGGUCAACCUUCUCAGAUACCCUCUCUGGACCUCGCCCACCUCCCUCGACGCCAGCCAGCCAAGGCCUCUCAGCGUUCUCGACCGGUAACACAACUCCAACAGUAACCACCACGCCCUCCUCUCCACUCAUACAAUCAGCAGUCCCGUCCCGCCGCGCAAGCUUCAUCAGACGGCCCACAGGAGACCUCGAUUCAACAGGCGAGGAGCCACCCACGCAGCCUCGAACCGCUCGUCAACGCAGACUAAGCGAAUCCGACUUCACCCGCUUCGGCUCCGGCGCACCCCGUCGAAACGGCGUCGUCGAGCCCGAUCAUAACCCAGGCGAGGGCUCCCGAAGCUGGAUCAUCUACGUCCUCGGCGGUAGCUAUCCCGAAAAUCAUCCCAUACUCACGACGCCCAGCCUCUUUACGGACUCGCCAACGUAUGAGGAUAUGUUGCUGCUCUCGGCUUUGCUGGGGCCGGCGAAGCCGCCUGUGGCGAGCGAGGCAGAUGUUGCCUCUGCGCCGGGUCUGUUCAGGAUUGCGGGGACGGCUACGGAGAUGGUUGCGAGGGCGGUGGAGGGAGACGAAAGCAUCCCGUUGACGGCUGAGCAGCGCUGCUUGGUCUGCUUGUGUGAGUUUGAGCUGGAAGAGGAGGCGAGAAGGCUGGUGAAGUGCGAGCAUUUGUUUCAUCGGGAGUGUAUUGACCAGUGGCUUACCACCGGUCGCAACUCCUGCCCGCUCUGCAGAGGCCAGGGCGUGGACGAGAAGGAGAAGACAGCUGACACCUCGUCGACGGAUGAAGAGUCGACCACACCGCCCUCACCCGCAUCACCCGCGCCCGUUGCGUAG